Penicillium oxalicum is the source of this 3309-nucleotide messenger RNA. RefSeq names its product WD repeat-containing protein. Bases 1 to 3309 code for a protein of 1102 amino acids. Lineage: Eukaryota; Fungi; Ascomycota; Eurotiomycetes; Eurotiales; Aspergillaceae. The record is from RefSeq and is a predicted model, not a curated record. Gene Ontology annotation, molecular function: protein binding. The transcript is spliced from 5 exons. Gene Ontology annotation, biological process: negative regulation of fatty acid biosynthetic process. Gene Ontology annotation, cellular component: cytoplasm; Cul4-RING E3 ubiquitin ligase complex.
AUGGGGGCUUCACUCUACGAUCGUCUCUGGCGUCGCGAGUGUGGGCAACACUCGGCACAUGGCUCCCUCCGAGGUAUCUACGGCGCAAAGGAAUGGAUCGAGGACUUGGAUAUCGUCAACGAACUGGGUGGACAUACAGAAUGUGUGAAUGCGCUGAGUUGGUCAAGAUCCGGACGUCUCUUGGCGUCGGGCUCAGAUGAUCAACACCUGAAUAUCUACUCAUAUCAACCCGACUCUUCUGAUGCACAGUUUGCCCUACACACCACCGUGGCCACGGGCCACAAAGCCAAUAUCUUUUCCGUCAAAUUCAUGCCACAUUCCAAUGACCGGACUUUAGUCACCUGUGCCGGCGAUUCUCAAGUCCGCGUCUUUGAUAUUGAAUACGCCAGUACCAAUGGGGGAAGUGCCUCCACGUCGGCCUUUGCGGCCUCGGCUCGCAGUCGACGUUUCCACAAUUUCUUCGACGGAACCCGAUACUUGAAUGCGGGGAACACCAACGCCAGAGUCUAUCGCAGCCACGCAGAUCGCGUGAAGCGAAUCGUCACCGAGUCGUCACCACACCUUUUUCUCACCUGCUCGGAAGAUGGGGAGGUACGCCAGUGGGAUCUUCGUCAGCCCUCCGAGGCGUAUCCGCCCCCAGCAGGGGGUCAGGGUUUCAUGGCUUAUCGGCCAGGCUUAGAUCACGACGACUCAAACGUCCCACCGCCGCUGAUUUCAUACAAAAAGUUCAGAAUCGAUUUGAAUACCAUCUCAUGCUCGUCCAGUCAGCCGCACUACAUCGCGCUUGGUGGCGCCCACAUGCAUUGCUUCCUGCAUGAUCGGCGCAUGCUGGGGCGGGAUCUCCUAGCCGAAAGAGGCCGCCCCGGGGGCUCCACUUCCACCAUCGGAGAUCUAGAGGAUGACAUGAUGGGCAAAGCUACGCGGUGUGUUCGACGCUUUGCACCUCGAGGGAAACGCCGUUUGAAGCAUCUCGACGAUGGCCAUAUCACUGCCUGCAAGAUCAGCGACGCCAAUCCGGAUGAGAUGGUGGUCAGCUGGUCUGGCGACCACAUCUACAGCUUCGAUCUCAUCCGUAGCCCGGAUGCCCGAGAUUGGGCUUCGGAUCUGCCCGGAUCACACGCAAAGUCCAGUCGUCGCAAGAUCGAUGCGCAGGGUCGGAACCGCAAGCGGCCCAAGCCGUCAUCCAUGUCUUCCCAGGAAAGUGGGGAUCGUCAUCAGCCUCAUCAGCGCACGGAAGAAUCAGAAGGGUUUCGUGUGGCAUAUGGGACCGGUGAGUCGGAGGAUAUGUUCUUUUCAGCAGCACCCGACAGCGAUGAAAUGGCCAUGGUUCAGCGUGCGCGAUACUCGAUGAUGAAUGAGUCUCAACGGCUCAGCAUGCAGAUCGCCAAGAGCCUUGUCAAGCUUCGUCAGACCCUCUUCACCCUCGACACAGAAUCACGCGAGGCCAUGGAGGCCAAAGAUCAGGGCGCUCAUCCUGAGAUCAUGUAUCAUUCGGCAUCGUUCGCCUCGGCUUUGUCACAGGCGUCCGACUUGCUAUCUAGGAUGGACCAAGUAAUGAGCGAGUGGCGCUAUCCGACGAAUCCCUCGGAAGAGACGGUCAUUUUCCAGCAGACUCUUCGCCGCAACCGUCAGGCGUCUUGGCGAUUUGUGCAGGCUGCUGGCACUCUCGCUCGCAUCUUAUCGGGGCAGAAUUCCGAAGACGCAAGUUCGGACACUGCGUCUAGAUUCUCGCAGAUCGUCCCGGCGCCGGUCGAGGACGAGUCUAUCGAUGCCGAGUCACAAUUUGGAUACGACUUUCUCAAAGCGAUUUUACUCUGGAUAGAAGGUGGCCGGUCAGCAUUGCUACGAGGGUUCCAGUUGGAUCGUCAGCCGCGGCGAGUGGAGGGCCGGUUCCCUCUUCCCGCUACGGCCAUGGACAGUGCAAUCGAUACAAUUCUGCUGCCUUAUCUGCAGGGCCUCGCAGGGCAAACAUCCGUCGUGAACGUGGAUGCAUCCCGAUUUGAGUAUGAAGAAUCGCGCGUUCUCUUUCCAACUCAAGCCGGCGCUGUGUUCGCGUUCGGAAGUGCCGUCCGUCUGCCUCUCGAAGACCUGGCCACCUCGGCGGCUCCGGGCGAUUCGCAAGGCGAGCCCCGUUCCCCUUCGCCAAUUCCGUCCUCAGAUCGAGCCUCGGCAACGAGGUUCUGGGUUUUGCGUGUGGGCCGCGGAAUUUUGAUGGAGGCCGGAAAGGGAAUCGACUACUCCUUUGUGAACCGGGCCUUUGGGGGCAUACACACGGUAUUAGACGACGAUGGAUCGAGCGACCUCGAGAUUGAAAGGUGUCAAGAUGACAUCGAUCUCGAUGAAGAGGAUUUGUGUGAAUCAACCAUGAGGGCUUCCAGGGCUUCUCGCUCCGAGCGAGUCCCCUUUUCCGAAGGCAGCUCAAGACCUUCGACGCUUGCCGCAUUGGAAUCAGAGGCUGCUCGUGCGGACAGGCUUUGUGUCAGCAACAACCGCGAGACCGAGGGGAUGGACGACAGUGACGACGAUGAGGACGACGAAGAAGUGGAUAGCGACGAGGACGACGAGGAGGUGGAUGGCUGGUACUUGGGCUACGUCGAUACUUCUGACGAAGACAGAGACGGCGACUCGGAUCAUGAUGAGAGCCAAGGGGAUCGCUUUGGUCAUGGGUUACGACGUAAGUCCCGGCACGGUGAGGUAGAGGCCCACACGCCGGUUACAGCACACACCCAAGUGUACCGCGGACACUGCAAUAUCAAGACCGUGAAAGACGUCAAUUUCUUUGGCCUCAACGAUGAAUACGUCGUGAGUGGGAGUGAUUCGGGCCAUGUCUUCAUCUGGGAUCGCAAAACCGCCAAGCUUGUAAACAUCCUCGAAGGAGAUGGCGAGGUGGUCAAUGUUGUGCAAGGUCAUCCCUACGAGCCCACCCUUGCCGUGUCGGGCAUUGAUAAUACAAUCAAGAUUUUCUCUCCGGAUCGUCACGCUCAAGAUCUCGCCCGCAGAGGUAUCAAUAUCCUUGAUCCUGACAGCGCGGCAAAUUGUGUGACCCCGGCGAACCUUGCCACCCUCAAUCCGCGCCACCCGGGCGGACUUGAGAGUCGUAAGCGAAUUCAUAAUAGCUAUCGGAUCAUGAGCCAGAAUGACGUUGAUCGUCGGGGUGGCAUGAGCGAAGCCUUUAUCACGAGGAGCAUGUUGGCACGUCUUGCGGCCACACUUCGUAGUGGUCAAAAUAAUCCUGUUGGAGUCCCGGCGGGCGUGGUCCCUGGUGAGCCAGCUACGGUUGUCCUCGACGAUAAUUGCACUGUGAUGUAA